AGAAAAUUGGUUAUAUAAUAAGAUAUAUAUUUCAGACAAUGUUAAAUAAGUCAGCGUUUAUUGAUUCUUCUAUUAAAUAUGAUAAAAAUAUGAAGAAAGGGUUUGAAUUUUCAAAUAAUGUUAAUUGUGAAUUACCUGAAUGUUAUAAUAAUGAUGAAUUGUUGUCGGAUUAUAUUUCUUUACGACGUACAUCAUCAUGUCAAGCGUUACCUUCGUCACCUUCAUGUGAUAUAAAAAUUCGUUUGGCUGAGCUAACAACAUAUAUACCAUCAAGAAAAUAUAAACUUUUUCGAAAAAUUAUUAGAUUAAUAAGGCAAAAGAACAUUAUUUCUACAUGCAAGAAUUAUAUUUCUCAUUUUUAUUUUUAUAUAUUAGAGUUUAUUCAACAAACAUUGAGUUUUUGUUUUGUUUUUAAGAAAAAUCAAGGUUUAGAAGAGUCUGAAAAUUAUAAAAGAUUUAAAGAAGAGGAAUGCUAUCGCAGAGCUUUCUUGCAAGAAAUUUUAAUUUUAACAUUCUUUAAGCAAUUUAGUGUAAAACAAGAGCAAAUAAAAGACGAUGAAUCUAAUCCUUCUAAUAUUAUUAAAAAUGGAGAUAGAUUUGUUAUUAAACCGAGUACAUCAACAUGUCCUAUAACGCCACAAUUGCAGUCAUCAUCUUCAACUAUAGCUUCUGUUUCUCAAACAUCUACAGAUUAUGCGUUGCAUGCUUUUGAAUUAUCUCCUCCAUUUUAUAAUAUUAAUCAAUUGUCACCAGGUGAUUUUCAAUCUAGUCCUGAUAAAAGUUCAAUUGUGUAUACUGGUGAUGAAAAAUUAAGUCCUAAUAUUUCAUUAUCUCCAGGUAAUUGUAAAUUACAUCUCCAUGAUACUUAUGUAGGUAAUAGCUUUUUAUCAAAGAGAACAAAGAAUGGAAAUUGGAAUAUUAUGAUAUUAUAGAUUCUAUUAUAACUUAUACAUACAGGAUUUGCUUAAUUUUUG
Molecule: messenger RNA, 974 nt
Organism: Pneumocystis carinii B80
Lineage: Eukaryota; Fungi; Ascomycota; Pneumocystomycetes; Pneumocystales; Pneumocystaceae
Exons: 1
Coding region: 39-932 (297 amino acids)
Source: RefSeq, a predicted model, not a curated record